This is a messenger RNA of Dama dama (fallow deer), 3297 nucleotides long. RefSeq names its product queuine tRNA-ribosyltransferase accessory subunit 2 (gene QTRT2). The record is from RefSeq and is a predicted model, not a curated record. Bases 139 to 1386 code for a protein of 415 amino acids. Lineage: Eukaryota; Metazoa; Chordata; Mammalia; Artiodactyla; Cervidae. Gene Ontology annotation, molecular function: tRNA-guanosine(34) queuine transglycosylase activity. The transcript has 9 exons.
AUUGGCUCUGGCAUCGGAGGCGGUGGUGCGGGAAGAGAAUUUUGCGAGCUGGACACGUGGUAGCAAAGGAGAGAAACUAGGGAGUUUCAAGUUCCCUGAAGUUGGGAGCUUUGCACGACUUAGAGGAAUCCCUUUAAGAUGAAGCUAAAUCUUACCAAGGUGGUUAAUGGCUGUCGCCUCGGAAAAAUAAAAAACCUUGGCAAAACAGGGAACCACACCAUGGACAUCCCAGGCUGCCUUCUAUACACCAAGGCUGGCUCCGCCCCUCACCUGACCCAUCACACGCUGCAUAAAAUCCACGGGGUUCCUGCCAUGGCUCAGCUUACACUAUCUUCACUGGCAGAACAUCAUGAAGUCUUGGCAGAAUAUAAGGAAGGAGCUGGAAAGUUUAUAGGCAUGCCAGAAUCGCUCUUGUACUGUUCCCUGCAUGAUCCAGUCAGCCCUUGCCCAGCUGGUUAUGUAACAAAUAAGUCAGUGUCGGUGUGGGGUGUUGGAGGACGAGUAGAAAUGACUGCCUCCAAGUUCAUGGCCAUUCAGCAGGCCCUUCAGCCAGACUGGUUCCAGUGCCUUUCGGAUGGAGAGGCAACUUGCGAUGAAGCAACUUCCAUAAAAAGAGCCAGAAAGUCUGUUGACCGAUCACUUCUCUUCCUGGAUAAUUGUCUGAAGCUACAGGAAGAGUCAGAGGUCCUCCAGAAAAGUUCGAUCAUUGGAGUGAUCGAAGGUGGAGACGUGAUGGAGGAGAGGCUGAGGUCGGCUCGAGAAACAGCCAAGCGGCCUGUUGGCGGCUUCCUUCUGGAUGGCUUUCAGGGGAAUCCAGCAACCCUGGAGACUAGACUGCACUUGCUGUCAUCAGUCACUGCAGAGCUGCCGGAAGACAAACCAAGGCUCAUCUGUGGUGUUAGCCGGCCAGAUGAGGUGCUCGAGUGUAUUGAAAGAGGAGUGGACUUAUUUGAGAGUUUUUUCCCUUAUCAAGUGACAGAGCGGGGAUGUGCCCUGACUUUCAGCUUUGAUUACCAGCCGAAUCCUGAAGAGACAUUAUUACAACAAGAUGGAACACAGGAAGAAAUAAAAUAUGUGGAUCAAACAAAGAAAAGUAAAACAACCAGUUGCAACCGAGAAAUGACAUCAUUUGAAAUUAAUCUGAAGGAAAAAAAGUACCAGGAGGACUUCAGUCCUCUCGUGAGAGGGUGUUCCUGUUAUUGCUGUAAGAACCACACUCGUGCGUACGUCCACCAUCUGCUGGUGACGAACGAGCUAUUGGCUGGUGUCCUGCUUAUGAUGCACAACUUUGAACACUACUUUGGAUUUUUCCACUCCAUCCGGGAAGCACUGAAAAGUGACAGACUGGCUCAGUUGAAAGAGCUCAUCCGCCAGCAAGCCUCCUGAGACGUGGCACCCAGUCUGACUCUUCACGUCGAGCCUGCACCACAGUUGUGAUGUGGGAAGAAGAGAGCCAGAAAUGAUCGUAACUUUUAACUUUAAUCACUUAUAUUUGAGAAUGAAGUCUACUUAAAGUAGGAACAUCUGUACUGAGCUCUGCCCACAUGAGGCUAAAGAGACUUCUUAUGACUGAAAUGACCUAGAUUGAUCAGAAGAAACUGAAACAUGACCUUUCAUAUUUCUACACUCUUUUAGUCAAUUGAGAUUUGUUUAGUCAAAGAUAAGCUUUAGAUAUAAGAGGACAGCCUUGAAGUGGGGAUGAUGAAAAUCUGAGGGUUCACUGAAUUGGAUUGGAACUUGAAGGGAGAUGAUUGGUCAUAAGUCAUAUGACCUCUGUGGAUAUGUGCCUGCUGACCAAGAGGAAUCUAGCUGAUUCAAGAGUUUUCUUCAUUUUAAUCCUAAUAUUCUCAGGGGCCUCUUUUGGAUUCUUCUGCCUCCCAAGCUGUCCUGGCAGUGCAGUCAACCAGAAAUGACUCUUGUGACUUCACCAGGCUCACAUCUCCAUGGAAUGUGGAGCUCUCACAUUGCUCCAAUGACCAGUUGACACAGGGCACACUCUUCAUUUGACCAUAUGGUCUUUCUGUGACUUGCCUCCCUAAAGUCACCACAGUUGCCUAUGUGGAGCUGAAAGUGCAUUGCAGCUUUCAUCUGGUCAUACAGAUCCACUGUGGUCUGCCUUUCAGGCUCAUUCAUAGUCGAGCCACUUAACUGAAGUUCCAUCACUUGGGGAGAUUCAGUCACCUGAAUCUCCCUGACGGGAGCCCUGGCCUGGCUGUUAGGGGAUUGGGUUUAAGUUACUCAGCUGUAACACUUGGGCAUAUAUCACUUAACCUCCCCAUUCCUGUUUCCUUCUCAAUAAUGGGGAGAGGCAUAGUGAAGAGUGCUAGAUGAAUGUCUAAGAUUCCAUCCAGCUCUUAAUAUUUGGGGAACAAGAAGUUUUAGAUUAGAACCAUAGCUUUACAUGUAUCCUUGUUUAUUGAUCACUAUUGGCUUGAUUUAAAAUACAGUGGUAUCAGGAGUUAGGCAACAGUAGAGAUAUUUGAGAGCCUAAAAAGAGGUUUGGCCCAUGGAUUUUAAAGUGGUUGGUAAAUUGUCAUCCGCAGGUCGUGAGGCUAGGAGGGCCUUCCCUGAUCACAUCUCCUUCUCUGAAUUUUUUAUGCCCUUGUCAAAGGAAUGACAUUCAUGUUGAUGAUAUGACAGGUGAUUUUUAUUUAGAAGUGCUUUUCUAUAUUUGUCAAGUUUCCUGUAAAAAUACACAUACGUGUGUGUUUCACACAUAGUUUUUAUAAAAACAACAGAACCAAAAAGAUGCCUUUGUUUUGUUUGUAGGGGUAUAAAAUAUUUGUUUUAUAUUCUUAUGCUGUAUUUUUCUCUUUGUUCAUUUUAGUGGGCAUUACUGAACAUUGUUUUUGAUUAUUAUGUGGUUACUAUAUUUUUAUAUGUUGGGCGCCCAUCUAUAUGGUCUUCUUUUAUUAGUGGUUUAAGAAUGUAUAUGAAUUCCAAAGUUCAUGAAUUUCAGAAUUCACAGACACUUCCUGUAACCUCUCCUCCAAUGAAUGGCAAGGGUACUUACAAAAGACAGAAUUUCUAUUCUCAAGAAUCUUCUUGUUUUGAAAUAUAUUGGAUUGGACUUGUUCAUAUGUUUAUAGUCCUGUUCAAUGUCAAGCCCAUUGUUGGAGGAGUAUUAAUAAAUAUCCUAGAAUCCAUAUAAAAUUUAUGAGCUUUAUUUGUAUUCAAAAUGCUGAAAAUUCUACCCAACUUUGUCCAUUUCUCUGGGUCUUUUUCUUAUUAGCACAUUUGAAAGAAUAUUUCUUUCCUUUGAACUGAUUAAAGUCAAUAACCAAUAAACAUUUUUAA